AUUCCGGGAGUUCUUGAACGCAGCAAGUCUGCCUCAGCUGAACGGUGACUGUACACAUUCAAGAUGGCCGCUGCGAUGGACGACGAAUUUGAAGACGCACCUGAUGUGGAGCCUUUAGAGCCGACUCUGAAGAACAUAAUCGAACAGAAAUCCCUGAAAUGGAUCUUCGUUGGUGGGAAAGGUGGUGUCGGUAAAACCACCUGCAGCUGUAGUUUGGCCGUCCAGUUGGCUGCCGUCAGAGAGAGCGUCCUCAUCAUAUCCACAGAUCCUGCCCAUAACAUCUCUGAUGCUUUUGACCAGAAAUUCUCGAAGGUGCCUACUAAAGUUAAGGGCUAUGAAAACCUCUUUGCAAUGGAGAUCGACCCGAGUCUGGGCGUCGCCGAACUGCCUGACGAAUUCUUCGAGGAGGACAACAUGCUCAGCAUGGGCAAGAAAAUGAUGCAGGAAGCCAUGAGUGCUUUCCCUGGCAUUGACGAGGCCAUGAGCUACGCAGAGGUCAUGAGGCUAGUGAAAGGAAUGAACUUCUCAGUUGUGGUGUUUGACACUGCGCCGACCGGCCACACGCUGCGUCUGCUCAACUUCCCCACCAUCGUGGAGCGAGGGCUGGGUCGCCUCAUGAAAAUUAAGAACCAGAUCAGCCCCUUCAUUUCUCAGAUGUGUAACAUGCUUGGUCUGGGUGACAUGAAUGCAGACCAGCUGGCGUCCAAACUGGAGGAAACUCUACCAGUCAUUCGCUCUGUUAGUGAGCAGUUCAAAGAUCCUGAACAGACGACCUUCAUCUGUGUUUGUAUCGCCGAGUUCCUGUCGCUCUACGAGACGGAGCGGCUGAUCCAGGAACUGGCCAAGUGUCGCAUCGACACGCACAACAUCAUUGUCAACCAGCUGGUUUUCCCCGAAGCAGAGAAGCCUUGCAAGAUGUGUGAAGCCCGCCACAAAAUUCAGUCCAAAUAUUUAGACCAGAUGGAGGAUCUUUAUGAAGAUUUCCACAUAGUUAAGUUACCGCUGCUGCCUCAUGAAGUUCGAGGUGCCGAGAAGGUCAACACGUUCUCGAAGCAGCUUCUGGAACCAUACAAACCCCCAAACAAGUGAUCUCUCACUUGUCGGACCUCUUCUCAACCGCCCCCUAACCCUCCUGCCCCCUCCUCUUCCCUCCAAGUCUGUAGACAAAACACUUCGACAGUCUGAACGCGCCUGCUCCGAGUUUUCCCACCC
Molecule: messenger RNA, 1212 nt
Organism: Poecilia latipinna (sailfin molly)
Lineage: Eukaryota; Metazoa; Chordata; Actinopteri; Cyprinodontiformes; Poeciliidae
Gene: get3
Product: guided entry of tail-anchored proteins factor 3, ATPase
Exons: 7
Coding region: 64-1089 (341 amino acids)
Biological process (GO): tail-anchored membrane protein insertion into ER membrane
Cellular component (GO): GET complex
Molecular function (GO): ATP hydrolysis activity; ATP binding
Source: RefSeq, a predicted model, not a curated record